GUGAAUGCAUGACCAUCUCCAUCUGUCAGGAAUUGUACUCUUUUUCUAGUGCUGCGACUUUUGCCGAUUGUUUUGGACCAGUUUUUUAGAGUUUUCUUGCUGCCUUUCUUGAACCAGUCUUCAGUCCACGCCUUCCUUCCUUCCGUCCUUCCUUCCUUCCUUCAUUCCCAUGCCCUCUUUCUUCACCACGAACCCCCCACGCCCUUUGUCACGCCACGCCCUUCCCUUUCUUUCAGCAGCACAGGAGCGAAAAGGGUCUCCAGGAUCAGAACAAUCAGGAGGAGAAACGGACUACAGAGCAGGGAAGCUGAUCUUGAUCGUCCUCGGAUACAGAAGGAGAUGCAAGAACGGUUAUGGUUGACAUUGGCCCUGGCGGUUGUCGUCGUCGUAACGAUCCUCGUCGCCGUCAUCGCGUGUCGGCGCUGCGGUUCGAGAGGCGGAGGUAGGGAGCAGCUCGUCCCGAGGGCUAGGACCGCCGAGUCUCUCCAGGAUGGGAUUGCCAAGCUCCAGCAGACAAGCCUGCGCCACCAGCUGGAUCGGGAAGGCAGGAGGCGGCCGAGUUACAACGCGUUCCGCCGCGGGGCCUCGACGAGGCCGCUGUUCAGCUGGGUCGAUCACCCGUCGCUGGUCACGGACGCGGUGGAGAGCGGGUGGUCGAGGUUCGCCUUCGCGGGCUACAAGUCGUCGCCGUCGACCCGGUCGGUGCUGCUCGGCGUCUGCGCGACGGGCGAUCACAGGAGCGGAAUCGAGCCGGAGAUAAGCUGGGAAGUGUGCCCGGGCUCCGCCGAUUUCAUGCAGAAGAUAAGAUUGAAUCCUGGAUUGCUGAAGAAGAUAUGUUUAAGCAACAACAAUCCUAUGGCAGCUUCAUCUGUCAUCAAAACUGCCUUGCCCUUGCCGGGCCCUCCAUUGGGCAAUUCCUCUUUUCCUCAGGAAGCCUAUUUCGAGAUCACGAUUUUGUACUCCAGGAGCAAUCGCGAUGCCUUCAAGUCCCAGGAAGGCGAGAGGACUAAACUCAUUCGUGAUAGUUCCAAUUUGAACGCCAACUCGGAGUCCUUGACCCAUGUUACUAGCACCGGUCGCGGAAGCAACUACAAGGUCGAAGAAUUGAAGCUCAAUAUCAAGGACGGGGGCAAUGGCGAGGCCGUCGAGGUGUCGCUCGGUCUCACGGCCGGAGGUUCGCUUCCUCUGAAACUUCCCGGAAGCUAUCCGGGUUCCAUCGGGUUCAACUCGAAUGGUUCUGUCUGUCUUGAUGGAAUCGAACUCGUGUUUGAAUCUGAGAAAGCAGAAUGGGGAAGGAUGGAGAAGGUGAUCGGAUGCGGGUUCGACCCCAGGCAAAAGAAGGUCUUCUUCACGGUGGACUCGGAGCUGAUGCACGUGAUCCACUGCAAGACGGAGGAGUAUGGUGCUCCGCUCUAUCCGACACUUGCAGCAAACAGCGACGUCAUGGUUCUCGUGAACUUCGGACAAGCUGCCUUCAGAUAUGGACCCGCGAACACGCAGCGCACGUCGAAUCCUUGCUUCAUCGGCCCGCUCAUGAAUUCCCCUGCUGCAACUCUGGGUUAUGAGGACAGCAGAGAAUUGUUUUCAAUGGGAAGGAUCGACUCCCAGUGGCUUAACCAGUUCAUGAGCAGAGGCAGCCACAACCAUGGUAAUAACAACAGCAGAGUUCGGGAUUAUGAUGAUGAGUCUGAGGCUGAUCUUUUUGAGAUCGCUCUGGAUAGUAGCGGAAGAUCCCCCAACACAGUUUUAUAGCUACGAGAAGCGAAACGUCACCAGGUUAUAAAUCGAAGCUUGAAUUUUUUUGGCACCAGAAAGCUGAUGCACACAGCUUGUGUGAUAGUAUGAAAGGGAUUUGUUUCCUUACAUCAUAGAAGCUGAUACAGAGUAUGACAGAGAGAUCUACGCCUUUCAAAUGAAAUGAGAAGCCGUGUCGGGAGUCUUUUCUGGUUGUUGUAGGAUUCAGGAUAGUUUCUGUACAUCUCUGAUAGCAGUUAUUCUUUGAUUUUGAAGGUUAUUUACUCUUGGUGAGACUUCACUUUGUACAUAUCCUCAUACAAAUGUCCAUACACAUCUGAUCUUGCUCCUUCAAA
Molecule: messenger RNA, 2090 nt
Organism: Syzygium oleosum
Lineage: Eukaryota; Viridiplantae; Streptophyta; Magnoliopsida; Myrtales; Myrtaceae
Exons: 2
Coding region: 340-1752 (470 amino acids)
Biological process (GO): cell-cell adhesion
Source: RefSeq, a predicted model, not a curated record